Molecule: messenger RNA, 2409 nt
Organism: Triticum dicoccoides
Lineage: Eukaryota; Viridiplantae; Streptophyta; Magnoliopsida; Poales; Poaceae
Product: GTP-binding protein At3g49725, chloroplastic-like
Exons: 14
Coding region: 28-1797 (589 amino acids)
Cellular component (GO): cytoplasm
Molecular function (GO): ribosome binding; GTP binding
Source: RefSeq, a predicted model, not a curated record
CCCGGACCCCCGCCGGCGCCGCCCGCGAUGCUCCGCGCCGCCAUCUCGCGCCUCGGCGCCCACCUGCACCGCCAGCCCUCCCCGGCGACGCCUCCCCUCCGCGCCCUCUCCACCGGCCGCGGCAAGCGCUCGUCCCCCACCGCGCCGCCCCCCGAGCCCGAGGACGAGGGCCUCAUGCGCGGCCUCUUCGUGCUCUCCCGCGACCCCGCGCACCCGCCGCGCCUGCUGGUGGUGCAGCCGCGCCUCCGCCGUGGCGCCCUCCUCGACUCCAAGCUCUCCGAGGCGCUCAACCUCGCCAGUUCCCUCGAGGAGUCCCGCGACGGCUUCGAGCACGCCGAGUCCGCCGCCAAGGGCGCGCCGCCGCACCUCGUCGUCCAGAACCCAGCCUCCCGCGGCCGCAACCAUGCUGAUACGUAUUUUGGACCUGGAACUGUGGAUAAUAUCAAGUGUUACCUGAGGGCAUUGGACGAAAAGGAAGAAUUAGAUGCAGUUUUUGUUAAUACGCUCCUCUCUGGGGUCCAACAGAGGAACUUGGAGGUUGCCUGGGGAAAGCCAGUUUUAGAUCGUGUGGGCCUUAUAAUUGAGAUAUUCAAUGCUCAUGCUGAAACAAAGGAAGCAAAGCUACAGUCAGAGUUAGCAGCUCUCAUGUACAUGAAGACUAGGCUUGUCCGUGUCCGCGGCCCAGGUGGAAAACUAGCUUUUGGUGCAAGUGGGGAAGCUGAAGUUGUCAGUGCUCGAGGGAGAGGAAGUGGCGGACGGGGUUUCAUGAGUGGUGCUGGUGAAACGGAACUUCAACUACAACGCAGGAGAAUCCAAGAACGUCGUCUAAGCUUGUUAGCUCAAAUUGAAGAUGUACGCCGAACUAGGGCGAUACAACGUUCGAGUCGAAAGAGGCAUGGUGGCUCAUUUGGUCAAGACCUUGUAACUGUGGCAGUCGUUGGAUAUACAAAUGCUGGAAAAUCUACUCUAGUGAGUGCACUUUCUGGAGCUGGUCUAUACAGUGAUGAUAGAUUAUUUGCAACAGUAGAUCCUCGAUUACGCAGUGUGAUUCUUCCAUCAGGGAGAAAAAUACUUCUCAGUGAUACCGUUGGCUUCAUAUCAGAUUUGCCUGUACAGCUAGUGGAAGCAUUUCAUGCCACCCUGGAAGAAGUUGCUGAGGCAGACAUGUUAGUGCAUGUGUUGGAUUCCAGCGCACCUGAUCUUGAGGAGCAUCGUUCUACUGUUCUACAAGUACUGCAGCAAAUUGGUGUUUCACAGGAUAAGAUCAACAAUAUGAUCGAAGUUUGGAAUAAGAUUGAUCUUGUGGAUAAUAUUGCUCUGACUGAUGGGAUUGAAGACGAGAUCUUUCUUACUGAAGGUGAAGAGGAGGAAGACUUGUUCUCUGAAGAUGAUGUGUCAUCAGAGCAGUCGUCUUUUGAUUCCUUGGAUGAUACAGUGGAUUCAGAGUCUCUGUCAGAAAAAAGUUGUGAAAAUGAUGAUGAUAAAAUGGCAUCUGAAGAAUCGAUUGCUGAGCCUGUCGAGAUGAAAGCAAUGAACUCUGAACUGUUACCCGAAGAUCGUUUUAGAGAGUCUAAUGGCCCGGAAGCUAUAAGUACAAGUGCUUGCACUUUGACAGAGCCAGUAUCCACUUGUCAUGUGAAAACUUCAGCUGUGGCUGGGACAGGAUUGCAAGAGUUGCUGCAGUUAAUUGAUACGAAACUGAAUGGACAGCAAACGGUUGUGCAGAGAAGCUAUGGACCUUUUGAUAGAAAAUGGAGACCUAGUUCUAUGGAUGACGAGAAGGCUGCAGAACAGUAGGGAAAUCACCCCUUUGCGCUGAUUAUAGUGGUUUCUGAGGGCAGUUUUCCUUGCGUGACGUUGGACUACUGCCACAUAGGCUUGAUGGAAAGCGCCAGUUCAAGCUCGUCCUCGCAUGUUCUCUUGUUCCUCUCCUCCCGUGUACGUCAGCAUGGCAGACAACUAAAGUUCGUCCUCCCCUGUUCCCAAGUUCCUCUCCUCCCCUAUUCGUCACCAUGGUCGUCAGUCCCGGGAUUGUCUUCAGCGCUCGGCCUCCGCGGUAACAUGAGGUCGCCAAUCGCCUUUGCAAGCAAGUUGGACACACUUGCUGAAGUUGUGAUAGCAAGCUUCAGAGUUUGCAAAGAAGCUAGAGAUUCAAGAAAAGCUAGGUGCACAGAAGCUUUUUGAAGUUCAGAAAAUGAAGAAACUUGCAAUGCUGUUCUGGCUUGUUUCAGUUGUUUUACCAUUUGUCUGUGUAAAGUGUAAUGGUAGUGUUGUCUUAGUUAGUAUGAGGGUGAAUUAAGCAGUACUUUGGCAUUGUGGCAGGUUGAGAGAUAAUAAAAAGUAGUGAAUGUAAUGUAGAACUAUUACUGAAUUUUGGCUAUGUCCUGCUUCUUAAUUUUCCUUUUCAAA